AUGGUGGAGUACGUGCAUUUGCAGUUCCAGCAGACUCUGCGUGGCCGUCCACUCCCUAACAGCCAAACGGAACUCGAACCCGCAGUGAAAGCAAUUCUGACCGCCGUCCACUGUGCGGCUCUGCAAGUUGGCGAGGAACUAAAAUCUUUCACCUCUGACACCAUCAGCAAGUAUGACCUCGGUAUUAAACUAAAAGCGGCUAUAGCAGAGGUCGAUAAAAUUAAGCAGCAAAUUGACAGCAAGAAGGCGUCAGAGUACAACAAUGGCAGUAAGAUUAAAUCACUUGAUAGAUAUUUAGUUAAUGAAAGUGGCGAUGAGUCAAUUCGCAAGGGUAUUGGAGAUAUUAAGACAGAUGUUCUUGAUAAGCUUGAUAAGCUGCAGAAUGUGAAAGACGAGACAAAUAGCAUUGAAAGUAGGAAGACUAAGGCCGAUGAGCUUAUGAACAGUUUGAAAAAUGAAAUUCAAAACAAGCUUAUCGAGUUCGAAUUAAAUCUCACUUCUGCAGACGAUGCGUUGACCAAGACCAUUGAUUCUGUCUAUAGCGCUGCGGUUAAGGCUGAAGAGGAUAUCAAGCUCACCGUACAACAACUCAACAAAACGCUUCUCGAAACCACCGAAUACGCCUUCAAAAGGGUGACUGAUGAAGUCCAGAAGCUUUUUGCCGAAGGACACAAAUCCCACCUGACUGCCUUGAUAUCGUUGGUUGACACCAAAAUUCCCAAAGUGAAAACGAUAAUCGACGACGAUUUGAACACCGGCCUCAAAGGCCUCCUCAAGACUCUGAAAGAAAAUCAUGAGAGGCUGCAAGACAUGGCAACGAAACAUAAAUUUGAAAAUCGCGCAUCCAUUUUUAGAGCCUAUUUGGAGCCUAUUUUCAAUUUCACUCUUUUCGACCUCCCCAAACAUCUCCCCAACUCCCAAUACUCCCCCCAACUCCAGUCCAUCCACUCCGCUCUGACCACCCUCCUCUCCCACCUGUCCGAGCAAAAACACUUCACCCACCAGGUCCCCGGAAUGCUCGCGGAACUCAAGACAUCCGUCCAAGCACUCCACUCCACAAACUUCGCCAAUCCCGCGUACCCCGUGCUCGACGCUUUCCCCAAGAGCCUGGUGCGCUUCGUCGAGCAGCUGCAGAGGGGGUACGUGAAUAGGUAUGAGGGGUCUAAGCCGAUUACGUGGCAGGAGCAUUUUUCGAAUAAUCCAACGGAGGAGAGUAAAAUGACUGCUAAAAUUUUUCUCAGCGUGUUUUCCAUCCUGAACACAAAUUUGAGUGAGUUGAGAAAGAGGUGCAAGGUGGAUUGGAGAGGUGAUCAAAUUAAUGAAUUCACGGAGCUUGGGACAUUCUUCUCCGAUAAUGGUUUCGUAGUGUCCGACAAUAAUAAACAGAACGGCGAGUUGCAAAACAAAGAAGGGAUGAACGGAACAAAAGUCGUCGGAUGCCUUGUCGGUGAUUAUCCUCGUGUUUUCCCUUCUGUUGAAAACACUAGGCAUGCGAUUAAUACGAUUGUCGACUCUCUCCUGCCUACUACCAAGUCGGUCACAUCUCCACAUUCUCCGCUAAUAAGCUACCAUGUUCAGUCUACGAAAUGCUCGCAUGGUGCUCCGGUUUACGCCAUAACGGUGCGUACGAUGCGCUUAAGCAGCACAUAA
Babesia ovata is the source of this 1650-nucleotide messenger RNA. RefSeq lists its product as uncharacterized. Bases 1 to 1650 code for a protein of 549 amino acids. The record is from RefSeq and is a predicted model, not a curated record. The transcript has 2 exons. NCBI's taxonomy places the organism in Eukaryota, Apicomplexa, Aconoidasida, Piroplasmida, Babesiidae.